AUGCCACGAUGCUUGCGACACAAGCAGCGGCUGGCAAGUUUAGCAAGUCUUGCGGCGCUUCUGUACUUCCUGAUCCCCCGUGCCAGAGAGUCGUGCAGUUUCGCAGCUGUGGCAGAGGAUGUCCAGGGCAAGCGCCUGUUUCUGAGGCGCGUGCCGGACGGCUUCGAUGAGUUCGUAACCUUCGACACUGGCAGUGUUGCAGAGGAGUUGGCGCAAAGAGCGGCCCUUGCCCUCGAUGCCGAGGUAGUCCAGCAGCUCUCCACAGGUGACUUUGGUGGCCUGGUCUGCCUCGACAACAUCUUGGGGCCCAGGCUCAGCGACCAGCUGCACCAGGAGGCGAAAGUGCUGCGAAAGAUUCUGCAGCCUUCCACUUACUGGAACAGAUGGCAAGAAGGUCGUGAGGAUUCCUAUCGCUUGAUCGACAGAAGUUCCUGCGAACUGCAUGGGUUUCGUGGAAUGGCCACUGGCAUCGAUCUCCUGCUCGCUGUUUGCUCUCGCCUCGCGGAGAUUUGCCCGGUCGACGGCAAGAGGGUCGGCCCCACUCCACAUGCGCAGCUCGCGUGCUUUGCCGAAGGCUCAGCAGGCUAUGCUGCGCACACCGACGGGUCCUCAAUGGCAGACCUUGACGUGGACAUGCCGUUGGACCAGAAGCAGAUGAUCUCCUCAAGGCGAUUCACUGCCAUUCUCUAUCUGAAUGAGCGAGAAUGGGAGGAAUCCUACGCCGGGGCAUUUCGAGCCUUCCGCUCCAAAGACAUGAGCGGUGGUGACUCUGGAUUCGUAGAUGUUUGGCCGCGAGGCGGUUCCUUAGUACUUUUCCGUUGUCGGGACCUGGCACACCAGGUUCUGGCUUCCCAACAUGACCGCUAUGCCCUAACAAUGUGGUUUACUGCACCCGCAGUUGCUUUGUUUCCGCUUUCGCUUGCUGCCAUGGCCUGGGGUCCCCGGGGAUCGAUGCGGACAACCGGGAGGUCUCGAACAAUUUUCGCCGCCUGUCUUGCGGCCUGCGGGAUUUUCGCGCACUGGAGAUGCUCCUUCGUUAAUGCCUGGACGGCGAGGCCUGGCAGCUUCCCGGCACGAGGAGGCCAUCCUGCACGUGCGGCCGGCGCUGCGGAAGUGGCCAAAGAUGGGCAGAUCUUUGUCUCUAUAGCCGCCUACGCGGACCCAGAGCUGCCUGCCACGAUGCAGUCGUUAGUUGCCGCGGCUUCGCGGCCGGAGCUGAUUCGAUUUGGGAUAGUUUGGCAGGGGCCCGGGAGCGGCCUGGAGCCUCUGGACAUGGACGAAUUGGCGAAGCUCUGGAACCUCAGCAGCUACGCGGAGGAUCGAGUCGUCGAACAUCUGGAGCUGCCCGAUGAUGCCAGCUUGCCCAUCUGGGCUUCGGAUUCAGGAGACGGAAGACGGGUGCCCUUGUCUCUGCGGAUUGGCGGCCGUGGCUGGGGCCGCGGUUUGGCAUCCGAAGGUGCGGGCUGGCACUCCGAGGGCCACGGCUGGGACCGGGGCCGGCUUUUGGGUCGCCGGGUGGUGUACUUCGGAGAGCGUCACGAAGAGCCUGCAGUAUGCGCCGCACAGCUUGCAGCCUUGCAAGAGUGGCUGGAGGCGAACCCAGCAACUCCGACUGCUUUGGUGCUGGAGCACUUCACUGCCCAACAGCAGCACAUUCUGGAUCGAUGGGGGCAGGACGAUCCGCGUGAGCUUGUGGAUGAGUAUGAAGCCCAGAAUGGGGAAUUUGACAUCGGGCUCUACGAGCCUCUACUUACAGCUGCUGCAGAAGCAAAGGUGCAGCUUGUUGCGGGCUUUCCAAGUCGAGCUGAAGCCAGAGAGGCAGUCCGGGGAUCCAUGGAUGUGAGGGAAAUGGAAGAACUACACAAGCUGAUGGGCCCAGAGACUCUUGAAGAUCAUUUUCGGCUCUUUGCUGCUAUGAUCGCUGGGGCGCCAGUUUCCGAGCAUGAGACUGGGGAAGUCCCCACGCGAGGGCGGCAGAUCUUCCCUGCCCAGUGCUGGAAGGAUUUUGUUUGCGCGAAGGUCAUCGUUGGCCUUUUGGGAAGCCAUCACACUAUGGUGGUGUGUGGUUGCGGACACCUCGACUUUGGACUCGGGAUACCCAGCCGCGUAGAAGCACUGGCGAAGCGCCAGCUACCCCAUUUGCUUCCUCUUCAGCAGCUGAUUGUUACGGCCAGGGCACGAGACGAGGAGGUUGUAUCCCAAUUCCGCGGCCAAAGCUUGGCUGACAUUGUCAUUCGCUACGAUGAGACGCCAGAAGUCGUGCUUCGCCGUGCAUGUGUCUGGCGACGGUUUUGCACGAUCCGAGCGCAUUUCCUGUCGCCCGAGCUCAGCAUCGCGCUCCAGCGCAUAACGGCUUGUAACAAGAGUGACCACUUGCUCAUGGUGGUCCGCGACGAAUUGGCGGGCGAUAGCGACCCGGAUGUUAUUGGUCGGCAUGUGGGGAUGAACCACCUCGUCUGUUGGCAACGGGGCUGGUAUGUCUAUCGGCAGGCUGGUCGAAAGCUCGAACGUGGCCAGGAACAUGGCUGCGUGCUCCAAAAGCGGCUGGUGUUGGCCCUUUCGCCGCUGGGAGCGGACAGAACGGGACUUCUUCAAGGCUUUCGAGCUGCACUGCUCUAUGUGGAGAGCUUCAAAGAUGGUUCCGACUACGAGCUGAAGGCAGAGAUGAUGGGUGGUCGCAUUCGGUCGUUACGCAUGACCCCAGAGGCCGCCCGUGGACCCUGCUGGGCACGGUACCUGGCGCAGCUGCUUUGGAGCGGGGAGGAGCUGUACCUGCAACUGGACAGCCACAUGCGCUUUGUGCCGGGUUGGGAUGAUAAAGCACGCGAAGAGCUCGCCUGGUGUGGCAUGCACUCAGAGAAACCAGUACUUUGCACUUACGGGCCUGGCUACUCCUUGGGCACACCGUAUUCCGAGAUUCCCAAAGGCAACGUCCCGGUGAGCAUGAACUGUGCGAAUACCUUCGACUCGGAUGGAAUUCUGUUGAUCAAGGCGAGGGAGCUCAAGGCACCGCUGCCUGAGCCCACGAAGCAUUACUUCUGGGGCGCCCAGUUCUCGUUCUCCUCGGCAGAGGUCCUGUGCGAGGUGCCAUACGAUCCGCAGCUCCAGAUGCUGUUCUUUGGCGAAGAGAUAUCAAUGGCCGUGCGUCUGUACACACAUGGCUGGGAUGUCUAUGCUCCCAAAGAGAACCUGUUCUUCCAUCUUUGGGAAAGGGAUUACCGCCGAGUGUACUGGAAGGACAACAGGGCACUCUUCGCCUCUCUGCUCAAGGCGUCGCAGUGCCGCCUUCACGGCCUGCUGGACGGCAGCGCCCCCGGCGACGGCAGAGCAUGGCCGUUGCCAGGCGGCCUGAGAUCCAGCGGUGAUGCCUUUGGCCUCGGAAGUCACCGACCUCUGGAAGCCUACGAGGCUGAGUCCGGUGUCCACUUCAAGGGCAAGAGCCUGCAGGCGACAGCGCUACGAGGGGGCGGCGAUGCCCUGUCUGAGGACCACUUCUUGGAGCCUGCCAUCCAGGCACGGGAGGCCAUCGAGCUGUCGGGGGCGGUGGAAGAGCUGAGUUUCCUUUCAGGCGUUCCCUUCGUAGCGGAUGCUGCUGUAAACGGCGCUCCGUCCUACGUAGCACACGUGCAGGGCGACGAGAUGCACAGGUUUGUGCUGUGGUACUCCAGCACGAACCAGACGUGGAUCGUGAACUCUGGUGGUGUCGCGCAUGGCUUGGGCCAGGAAGCAGUUCCUCUAAUCUUCAGCGAGGCUGGUGUCGACACCCCUGUCGAUGCGAGUCGAUGGCAUUACUUUGAUGGCUUCAUGGGUGGUUGGAUUCCAAGCCGAACCAUGAAGUUCCGCGAAGCACGCGAGGAGGCGCGGGAGGAUGCGGAGGCCGAAGGGAGUUGGCUCGAUGCUGUGGCCAGCCUCGCGAGUCCACUCAUCCCGCGCUACCAGUGA
This is a messenger RNA of Symbiodinium necroappetens, 3942 nucleotides long. NCBI's taxonomy places the organism in Eukaryota, Dinophyceae, Suessiales, Symbiodiniaceae. The record is from the annotation of a GenBank genome assembly.